UUUGUAUACGUGAUUUAAAUUUACUUAACUUAGAAUUUCUUCCAUCCAAAAACUAUAUUAUAGAAAGUUAGAAUUUUUUAUUUUUUUUUAUGUAUAUAUAAUUGAUGUUAAAUUUUCUCAAUUUUUUAAUAUAUAUAUUUUGAAUUCGAAAAUCUUCUCAUAAAGUUGAUGCCACCGUAUAGGAGGUCACAAAAUAAGUUUUUAAAGCAACCUUUUGUAGAAAUGUAAGAUAAAGUUAUGCAUAAUCUGUUGAGAAUAUAAUUAAAUAAUAACAAAUAUACUCUCUCCAACAGAUGAUGCAUAGUAUCAGAGCAGGCAGAAGAAAUGGUCACACAUAGUCUCAUCUUCCUCACAUAACGGAACCUUUUAGUACGCCACACUGCGUUUAAUAUUUUGAAGUUUGUUAGUGAAAAUCUUGUCCCUGCUCUACACAAGUAGUUCUUUGCUUUCUUUAUUAAAGAAGAGCAGGGUUUUAUUACUAUCAUUCUCUUUACCAACUUAUUCAUGGAGAACUCUAUUCAACAAGUGGAGCUGCAAAUCCAAGAAUCAAGCAGGCAAAUAUCAAAGGAUGAUGAAACAAAUCAGCAACAAGUUUCAGGAAGGUCCAAUAAACACUAUGGAUGGUGGUUUAGGAUAUUUUUGUACAUCAUUUUUCUACUUGUUGGCCAAUCUGCAGCUACACUUUUAGGAAGAUUUUACUAUGAUCAUGGUGGAAAUAGUAAAUGGAUGGCAACAUUUGUUCAAUCAGCUGGUUUCCCAAUCUUGAUUCCUCUGCUCUUCAUCUUUAAAUUUUCCAAGAAAAUCGACUCUUCAUCGCGCGAAAAGCCAUCAAGAACUUCCCUUUUUGUGAUCUAUGUGUUUUUUGGCUUACUAUUAGCAGGGGACAAUUUGAUGUAUUCAUAUGGGCUAUUGUACCUUCCUGUCUCAACUUAUUCCCUCAUUUGUGCAUCUCAAUUGGCCUUCAAUUGCCUGUUUUCGCUCCUACUAAACGCGCAAAAGUUCACAGCUUUGAUACUUAAUUCCGUUGUGAUUGUCACAAUCUCAGCUGCACUACUAGCAGUUCACUCAGAAUCUGACACUAGUACGAAGUUACCAGUUGGGAAAUACGUGAUUGGAUUCGUAUGCACGGUGGCUGCAUCAGCAACUUACGCGCUAUACCUCUCGUUAUUGGAAGUGGCGUUCAAGAGGGUGAUCAAAAGUGAGACCUUUGACACAAUCUUGAAAAUGCAAGUCUUUCCGUCAUUCGUAGCAACUUGUGUUUGUGUUGUGGGGCUAUACGCGAGCGGAGAUGUAAGAGUUUUGACAGCAGAGAUGGAUGGUUUUCAGAAGGGCGAAGUUUCGUAUUUGAUGACAUUGAUUUGGACUGCUGUGCUUUGGCAGAUUUGUUGUAUUGGUUUGUUGGGGUUGAUAUUUGAAGUGUCCUCAUUGUUUUCGAAUGUGAUAAGUACUUUGGGUUUGCCUGCUGUGCCAGUAUUUGCUGUGAUUUUCUUCCAUGAUAAAAUGGAUGGUGAAAAAGUCAUUGCAUUGUUGCUUGCUCUUUGGGGAUUUCUUUCUUAUGUAUAUCAGAAUUAUCUCGAUGACUCCAAAGCCAAAUCUGAGAUCAAUGACGCCGCCACCAUUACUCAUUGAAAAUCCUAGCUAUAUUUAGUAUGGGAUGGCAAAUGGCGAAAAGAAUAGACCUCUCUCCGUGCUUCGCUCUUGCCCUCCUUCCAUCCUUCACGCGCAGAGGCGGGAGGAAAAGUGUAAUUCCGAGAUGUCAUAGGUUACCUUUCUAUUUGAAUCUUUUUUAAAUAGUGUCAGUUUUAGAGUAGUGAUACAUAUGUUGUGUGUGAUUUCAAUAUAUGAACUUUUUUCAUAUUUGACUCUAGUAGCUGUUUAAAAUAGAGUAUUCCAUUGAUUGAUGAAUUCAACAUGGCAAAAUUUGUACUCUUUAA
This is a messenger RNA of Capsicum annuum, 1934 nucleotides long. RefSeq names its product probable purine permease 11. Gene Ontology annotation, molecular function: purine nucleoside transmembrane transporter activity. The transcript has 2 exons. The record is from RefSeq and is a predicted model, not a curated record. NCBI's taxonomy places the organism in Eukaryota, Viridiplantae, Streptophyta, Magnoliopsida, Solanales, Solanaceae. Gene Ontology annotation, cellular component: membrane. Bases 505 to 1629 code for a protein of 374 amino acids.